GAUGAAGCACAGCAGCGGUUGCUAUAGCAACCAUAGACUCUGAACAGGAUGGCAGACUACAAGCACUUAGGCAAAGAUUAUGGCAAGAUCUGAAUGUAAACAGAUAAUACCAUUCAAGAAAAAUGCCACGUCAAAAAACUUACACAGAGGAGGACAUGGAGGGCCUUAAGGGCUUUGGAGGAGGGGGGCAGCCUCCGGAGGGUGGCUGCCCAAUUUCACAUCCCCCACACCACCUUCCAGGACCGGAGGAAGGGGAGAUACCAGGCAACGUAUCCUCUGCCACAAGGGGCAGAGGUGCGUUUACGCGCAGCAGGGACCACAAGAGAACACAUCACCGUUCACUGCUGCGCGAACGCUGCUGGGGAAAGCAUACCCCCUUUUGUCAUCUUCCGGGGGAGCUUCCCCAGCACAGCUUCCCUUUGUCAAGUACGCCCGGCAGGAGCGGCCCCUCCUCCUUUUCAUGGAUCAACAUGAGGCCCAUGUUGGGACGGGGGUGGUCGACUUCUGUCGGGCCAACAGGAUCGAGGUGGUGUGCCUGCCAGCGCACACCACCCAUGUGCUCCAGCCACUGGAUGUGGCGGUGUACGGCUCCCUAAAGGCGGCGUUCUCCAGGCUGGCGGGCAACAUGGGGCUGGUGAGAGGCGACCUCGUCAUCGGAAAGCGGCAAUUCACAGCGGUGCUAAAGUACGCUCUGGAGGAGGCCUGUACCCCCCAUAACAUCAUCAGUGGGUUCAGACGGACAGGCCUCUUCCCGCUGAACAGGAUGGAGGUGGACGAGUCAAAGUUUGUCAAAGGCCUCCGGGACCGUUCAGCGGGUGGGGAGUGUUUUGACGCCCCGGAGGACACUGACGAGGACAUGUCCACCCCUCCCUGCACCGUCGAUGGCGCCGCUGCCAACGCGAUACCCCUCUCCACCACCAUAGCAACCACACGCGAAGUCGCCACCACCACCACCCCCGUAUGGCGGCAAGGGAGGUGGCCAUGCAGCUCGAGCUGUAUUGUAAAUAUGUACAUUUGUAAAUAGUUCUAAUUUGUAAAUAGUAGUCUGUUAUAAUUUUGUUUAUUUGUUA
Molecule: messenger RNA, 1070 nt
Organism: Alosa alosa (allis shad)
Lineage: Eukaryota; Metazoa; Chordata; Actinopteri; Clupeiformes; Clupeidae
Product: MFS-type transporter clz9-like
Exons: 3
Coding region: 461-1024 (187 amino acids)
Molecular function (GO): nucleic acid binding
Source: RefSeq, a predicted model, not a curated record